GGUGCGUGAAAAGUUCAGAACGCCCCAGCAUCGCAGAUGAAAACGAUGCGGAUUGCCGCCGUACUUCUAAUACUCACGCUACUGGCCCAAUCUCGGGGAAGGACCGAAAAACCUAUGGAGAACUUGCUAAACGGAAAAACUCGAGGUCCUCGUCAAGUCGAAAAAUUUCGAGAUCUUCUUCAAAAAUGUGUCUAUGACUCCACAACUCAUCGCGACUACGGAGUGAAGAUAGUGGUGCCAAAACACAUAGAGAAAAGAAGCGUUUUCAAUCUUGAUGAACCCGUGCCAUAUAUGGGAACGUUUCUAUCUUCGACAGCAGAGCAUUUAGAAGAAAUUGACUAA
Cylicocyclus nassatus is the source of this 342-nucleotide messenger RNA. NCBI's taxonomy places the organism in Eukaryota, Metazoa, Nematoda, Chromadorea, Rhabditida, Strongylidae. The record is from the annotation of a GenBank genome assembly.